Messenger RNA from Dreissena polymorpha, 678 nucleotides. RefSeq names its product general transcription factor IIH subunit 3-like. The record is from RefSeq and is a predicted model, not a curated record. Bases 1 to 678 code for a protein of 225 amino acids. NCBI's taxonomy places the organism in Eukaryota, Metazoa, Mollusca, Bivalvia, Myida, Dreissenidae. Gene Ontology annotation, biological process: nucleotide-excision repair; regulation of DNA-templated transcription. Gene Ontology annotation, cellular component: transcription factor TFIIH holo complex; transcription factor TFIIH core complex. The transcript is spliced from 8 exons.
AUGGCAGAAGAUGACAUGUCACUGCCGAAGCAGACCUUAAACGAGUAUAGAAAUGAAAUCCCAGACGAUAAGCUGACAUUAUCCAAAUGUUUGGAUAGUUUAAUGGUAUUUGCAAAUUCUCAUCUGAUAAUGCAUCACAUUAACAAGCUGGCCAUCAUAAGUGCACACUCAAAUGGUAACUUCUUUCUGUAUCCUAAAAGAUCGAGCAAUGAACAUGUUCAAGCAGUGAAUGGAGAUGAGAGCCAUGAUAUGAAAUAUGAAUUAUUUGAAAGAAUGAAUGAAGACGUCUACUUUGUUGUGUUGCAUAAUGUAGUUAUAGAUGCUUGCAUUUUGGAAUCCGACUCUGGACUAUUGCAACAGGCCUGUGAUAUCACAGGAGGCAUGUACCUAAAGAUCCCUCAGUCUGCUGGCUUACUGCAGUACCUACUGUGGGUGUACCUGCCUGACCCCGUGUCUCGAGAGAAGCUGAACCUUCCCCCCAGGGUACAGGUGGACUACAGGACAGCCUGCUUCUGUCAUAGGAACCUCAUAGACAUCGGAUAUGUGUGCUCCGUGUGCCUCUCAAAAAUGUGCAUUUUCUGCAACUUUAGUCCAAUCUGCUCAACCUGCCAAACCACGUUCAAGAUAAUGGCACCUCCAAAGCUGGCAAAGAAGAAAUCGAAGAAGGCUGCAGGAUGA